Messenger RNA from Aphanomyces astaci, 177 nucleotides. RefSeq lists its product as hypothetical. The transcript has 2 exons. The coding region runs from base 1 to 177 and encodes 58 amino acids. NCBI's taxonomy places the organism in Eukaryota, Oomycota, Saprolegniomycetes, Saprolegniales, Verrucalvaceae. The record is from RefSeq and is a predicted model, not a curated record.
AUGCUCCUGAUGCUGUUCAUCAUCAAAGGGCAGUCAGGUGGACCAUUGGAGAAGAAGGAGCUGCCGACUUACGACCCCGCUAAUGUCUAUGCUGUGCAGGCGAACACUUGGAUGGAUGACCCCGUGUGGGACAUCUACCCGGGGCUCACUCAAGACACACAACUCCACGUCGAGUAG